AUUUACUGAGAAUUUUCACACAUUCAAUACAUUAUUAUCUUCGUAUUUCUGUGUUUACAUUUUAGUUUUGUUUCCACUACGUGCUACUUUUUUUGAAAUUUCUUUUUUAAUCAUAUUUACAAAGUAUUGCAGAAAAGUUAUAAAGUACAUUAAUGUUUGAAAAAGGAUAUGGAAGAUAAGCUUGAAGAAUAUAGAUUACGAAAAAGAAGACAAAAAGUUGUUGAAGGAUUUAAGGAAAGAAUUUUUAAAAUGAUAGCAUUUAGCACGUCACAAAAUAAUGAAAGUUCUAAAGACACAAAUGUUGAGAUAGAGGAAACCGCUAAACAAGACGAAAUCGAUAUUCAAUCAUUGUCAACAGACACUGAAAUAACAGAAUCAACAGAACCUGCUCCCCGUUCUUGGCUUACUUACUGUACCUGGCUCAUCUACUUUCUCAUUUGGGCAACACUUUUUGCCAUCGCAGUAGAACUUAAAUUUGGUUCAGUAUUUUUCAUCAUUUCACUUUUAAUUGGCAUCUGUAUCAACACACGAGUUAAACCAAAAGGUGUGAGAGAAGUCAGUGCUUACAGUGUUUUCAAUGAAAAUUGUGAAGCAAUCGAUGGAACGUUUAAGGCUGAAAUGUUUGAAAAACAAUUGGGAUUAAGGCGUUUAUAAAAAUUUUAUAAAAAAAAGUUCUCAAAGAAUUUUUGUGAUGUUUCGAAAAAAUCAAAUGAAAGAAUAAAUUUCGAAUGAUUUAAUUUCUUGUAUAAAUUUCCAAUUUUUUAUUUCAUGUUAUAAUAAUCUUAUUUUUAAUUAUAUGUUUUUAAAAGCAAAGUCUUUUAUCGAUAAGCCUCAGCUGAAACAAUUUCAUAUUCAAUUUAAUUUUAAGCGUUGC
Messenger RNA from Clunio marinus, 874 nucleotides. Lineage: Eukaryota; Metazoa; Arthropoda; Insecta; Diptera; Chironomidae. The record is from the annotation of a GenBank genome assembly.